Carya illinoinensis is the source of this 5898-nucleotide messenger RNA. RefSeq lists its product as uncharacterized. NCBI's taxonomy places the organism in Eukaryota, Viridiplantae, Streptophyta, Magnoliopsida, Fagales, Juglandaceae. Gene Ontology annotation, molecular function: ADP binding; ATP hydrolysis activity. The transcript has 8 exons. The record is from RefSeq and is a predicted model, not a curated record. The coding region runs from base 699 to 5645 and encodes 1648 amino acids.
UUUUCAGCUUUUGUUUAUCAUCAUCGUCUCUCUCUCCUCGCUCUCUCAGUCUCUCGACACUAUCAGCUAACUCUUAUAACUCACUCACUCUUCAGCUCUCUCUCUCUCUCUCUCUCACUGAGUCAGUCUCUCUCGCUCGCUCUCUGUUUUGGAUUGGAUCGUGGAAUCUUUUUCUACAAGCACCGAACAACACUGGUUGAAGUUUCUACUUUUUGGCUCAGGUUCGUGGUCAAAGAAGUGGGUUGAGAACUCUUCCACGCAGUGCUGCUAUAACAUUAACUGUUGAUUGGCACCCGACUUUACCCAUUUCCGUUAGUGGAUCAGCUGAUAACUCGCUCCUAAUGUGUACAAAAAUUUGAAUGCUCAGCACACAACGUAUUGCCUGGAGGAUCUGUCACCGACUUUGGGUGACCACAUCAUUUCUCUAUUUUUCUGAAGGUGUGUUUUGCUUGCUACUAAUAUUCACUCAUCGUCUUGUGGAAUGAAUAGCCUCGCCCCUCCUUAGGCUGUUUGUUGGACUCAUUUCGCCUCUGAAGUACUCUGACUACCAAAGUUCUAUCUAUCUUCAUUUUCCUAUUCUCUCUUUUCUCCAUCUUUGCUUUUCUUAUCUCUCGUUGGUACAAUAGUUAUUUGGUUGCUUUUCUACCUGCACAAAAAUCCAACAAACCAAAAAAACAAAAAAAUCCACUGGAACAAAAAUGGCGGAGAAUAUCGUUAUUUCAAUUGCAGCGAAAAUAGCAGAGUACACUGUUGCACCUGUUGGACAGUGGCUAUGCUAUUCAUGUCACUACAACAGCAACAUAGAGAAUUUGAAGAAACAGAAAGAGAAGCUGCAAUAUGCUCGUGAAAGGGUGCAAGAUUCAGUUGAUGCUGCAAAAAGAAAUGGUGAGAAAAUUUAUACUGAUGUUACCAACUGGUUGACAGAUGUAGAUCGUAUUACAGAAUGGGCCACCACAAAACUUCGUGAAAUCGAAGAAGAAGCAGGUACAGGGAGCUUUAAUGCGUCAUGCCUAAACUUGAAACAUCGACAUCAAUUAAGUCGAGAAGCAAAGAAGAUUGUGGAAGCUAUUGCCGAACUUCAUAACAACGGAAACUUUAAAGAAGUUUCGAAGCCUGCUCUUCCUUUAGAAGAAAUGGACUACAACAGAAACAUGGAGAAUCUGAAGAAUCAGAAAGAGAAGCUGCAACAUGCUCGUGAAAGGGUGCAAGAUUCAGUUGAUGCUGCUCUUAUAAAUGGUGAGAAAAUUUAUCCUGAUGUCAGCAAGUGGUUGAAAGAUGUAGAUGGUCUUACAGAAUUGGCCACCAGAAAACUUAGUGAAAUCGAAGAAGAAGCAGGUACGGGGAGCUCUAAUGCGGCAUGCCUAAACUCGGAACAUCGACAUCAAUUAAGUAGGGAAGCAAAGCAGAUGGUGCGUGUUAUUGACGAACUUCUUAAAAAUGGAAACUUCAAUGGAGUUUCCGGUCGUCCCGCUUUGCAAGAAAUGGUGACUCCAAGAAACAUGGAUUACAUGGUCAUGAAUUCGAGAAUGGCAGUGGUGAAAGAUAUUAUGGAGGCAUUGAGAAGUGCUGAUAUCUACACGAUCGGUGUGUGGGGGAUGCCUGGAGUUGGAAAGAGUACUCUGAUGAAAGAAAUAGCUAGACAAGCCAGGGAAGAAGGCAUAUUCAAUAAGGUGGUUGUGGUAGAAGUGACAAACAACCCAGUUAUAAGGCAAAUUCAAGGAGCGAUUGCAUCCACGCUAGGUCUAAAUUUUGAUCAAGAAACUGAUGAACAGAAAGCAAGGCAAAUUCAAAGAGCGAUUGCAUCCACGCUAGGUCUAAAUUUUGAUCAUGAAACUAAUGAACAGAAAGCAAGUCUACUGCAACAGAGGCUAUCAAAGGACAAGAAGAUACUUGUUAUCCUGGAUAAUAUAUGGAAAGAACUUGGUUUACAGGAAAUAGGAAUUACUUCCGAAGGAAUUAAAGUAGUAAUGACAUCCAGAAAUCGUGAUGUAUUAAGUUGUGGAAUGGGCAUCCAAAAAGAAAUUGAACUUAAAACUUUACAGAAUAAGGAUGCUUUGAAGUUAUUUGAGAUGAGGGCGGGUGAAAUUCUCAGAGAUCCUAAGGUGAGUGGCAUAGCAACUAAGAUAGUUGAAAAGUGUGCAGGUCUUCCUAUUGCACUUGUAACAGUUUCAAAGGCAUUAAAAAAUAAGAAUUUAAGUGAAUGGAAGGAUGCCUUGCGCCGAUUAAAAAGACCGGCUCCCGAACACCUCACAGAGAUGUUGAAAACCAUAUAUUCUCCCAUAGAGUGGAGUUAUGAUAGUCUUGAAUCUCAGGAGCUAAAAUCCCUCUUUUUGCUUUGUGCUCAAUUGCCUUACUUCCUGGACUAUCGCGACUUGUUGAAAUACUCUUAUGGUUAUGGUUUAUCUCACGGCAUCUAUACAUUAGAAGAAGCCAGAGCCACACUAGAUACACUACUUCGUAAACUAAAAGACUCUUGUCUACUGCUAGAAAGUUCCAAUGGAUUUUGUAUGCAUGAUCUUGUUCGUGAUGUUGCUACAAUAAUUGCAUCAAAGAAUCAUAAUAUGUUUGUCAUGAGAGAUGAUGGUGGGCAAAAAGCAUGGCAAAAUGUGGAUGCACUAAAUCGAUGUGAGGCGCUCUCUAUUCAUGGUGGAGAUCAUAUCCAUAACCAUCCCAAUAAAAUGGAAUGCCCUAAAUUAAGAUUCUUUUAUGUCCAGUGUGAAAACACUUCCUUCCAAGGGAUGGACAAGGUCGAAGACAUUUUCUUCCAAGGGAUGGAGAAGCUCGAAGUUCUGAGUUUGAGAAGUAUGCGACUUUCAUCACUUUUUCCACUUACAAACCUACAAACAUUGUGUCUAGAUAGAUGUAUGUUGGGAGAUAUUCAUGGGAUUGGAGAACUCAAGACUUUAGUAAUUCUUAGUCUUGCUCAUUCUAACAUUUCAAAUCUGCCAAGAGAAAUAGGGUUGUUGACUCGUUUACGGUUAUUGGAUUUGACCUAUUGUUUCCAACUUAAAGUGAUUCCUCCUAAUGUCUUGUCAAGCUUGGUCAACUUAGAAGAGUUGUAUAUGCAAAAAAUCAAUGUCCAAUGGGAGGUUGAAGGACCCAGCAAUGAAGGAAAAAAUGCUAGCCUUGCAGAGCUAAAGAAAUUGACACACUUGACCUCCUUAGAGAUAGAUAUUCUGGAUGUCAACAAUCUACCGAAAGAUUUGGUUUCUGAAAAGCUUGAGAGAUACAAGAUAAGCAUUGGAGCUAAAUACUACGAUAAUAAUAAGCAUAUCCCUGAGUUGAGGACAUCGGCCUUCGAAAACUUGAAAGUUUUAAAUGUGGAAAAUUGUGAGAAAUUAAGAUUUAUCUUCUCUUUAUCAAUAGCCAAAGGCUUUUCAUUACUUGAAGAAUUGAAGAUAACAGGAUGCAACAACGUCGUGGGGGCAAUAUUUGUGAAAGAAGAAGAAGACGGAAUAGAAGAUCAGGGAGAUAUGAUGUUGUUCGAUCGACUUCAAACCUUAGUACUAAAGAAUCUUCCAAAGCUGGUGGGCUUCCUAAUCACAAAAGAUUCAUUCAUGACUGAUUGUAGAGAAACCAAUUCGGAGGGCAACCAUGAUCUUCAGUUGCCGCUUCUACAUCAUGAUAAGGUUUCCGUUCCUAGCUUGCAAACACUGCGUAUGGAGGGUCUACCCAAAAUAAAGCACGUAUGGAGCUGUGGUCAAGAACCCAAAACAGUUUUCACAUGUCUCGAGCAAUUGCAAGUACUUGAGAUUGAGGAUUGUGGGGUGGAGGAAAUUGUUGCAGUUGAAAAAGGAGGAGGAGAAGCAGUAGCAAUUAGGACUUUGGUGUUCCCUCAAGUAACUAAGUUGAGUUUUAGAACUUUACGAAGACUCAAGUGGUUUUACAAAGGAGUGCAUGUUUCAAAAUGGCCGAAGUUGAAAGAGAUGAAAAUUGAAAGAUGCAAGAAAGUUGAGAUUUUUGCUUCAGAAAUUGUGAGUUUUGGAAAAACAGGUGAAGAUCAGAGGCAGUCUGAGAUGUUCAUUAAACAACCCCUUUUCUCAGUGGAUGAGCACUCAUUCCCCAGCUUGGAGACACUUCGCAUUUUCGAAAUGGAUUCGUUAGAAAUUAUAUUUGGAAAGCUGGAGGGGCAAAAUGGUAAAGAAGCACAAGUUUUAAUAUCCCCAGCAUCAGGGACAGAAGAAAGUGGAGCAACCACACACUCUGCGUCGACCCUCUCGUUUCCGAGCUUGAAGAAGUUGCACAUUCGGUGGAUGCGUAAGUUGGAAAUUAUAUGGCAGGAUCAAGUCACCGCGACUUCUUUUCCCAAUAUUCAAGAAUUGGACAUUCAUAAUUGUGACAAGUUGUUGCACGUCUUUCAAUCUAAGUUGCAUACAACGACAACAUUGAUAGAAAGUCUGACUAUUCUAAAUAUAAGCUACUGCAGUUCAUUAGAAACUGUAUUUGGAAAUAUGGAGGGGCAAAAUGGUAAAGAACUACAAGUUUUAAUAGCUCCCAGUUCAGGUACAGAAGACGGAAUAGCCGGAUAUAUUGAGUUCCCCAUACUAACUCAAUUGUCACUAUUUGAAUUGCCAAAACUCAAGUGGAUUUUUGAAGGAGUGCAUACUAAUUUGGAAUCAUGGCCUUCAUUGAAAAAAUUAUCCCUGGUGGAAUGUGGUGAACAAGUGAACAAAAUGAUUUGGGCUUCAAAAUUUGCAAGCAGCAGUAGUAGUCAAGAGAACCAACUCCCGACUUGCAUUCAACAACCCAUGUUCGUCGUUGAGGAGGGUACGUUCCCCAACUUGGAGUAUUUGUCAUUUUGCUUCCGUGAAAGAACUAAAUGUCCCAGCAGAUUUUCAGAUUUUCCCGAUCCAUCUUCUCUUCUAACAGGACUGCCAAAUCUGUUGAAUCUUAACGUAUACGAUAGUGUCUGGGAGGAAAUAUUCCCUUAUGAACUUGUUGAUCGAGAAAUACGAUUAAGAAUACUAAGGCUCUGUCGUCUAUGUAUGCUUACACAUUUGUGGAAAGAAGACAAUACCCAGCCAUGCCCACUUUUUCAUAAUCUGGAAUACCUUCAUGUGUUACGAUGCGGCAAAUUGAGAAACAUAGUGCCAUCAUCUGUAUCUCUUCGCAAUUUGACAAGAUUGGAAAUAUCAGAUUGUCACGGAUUGAUCAAUUUAUUAACAUCCUCAACUGCCAAAACUUUGGUGCAACUCGAAAGAAUGACUGUGAUUGAUUGCAAAAGGAUUACAGAAAUUGUAGCAAUGGAGGAUGGUGAAGCAAAUGUGGCAAUUACUUUCAACAAGUUAAGAUGCUUAGAACUUCGUGGCUUACCAAACCUCACACACUUUUGCUCUGGACAUUAUUCCUUUGGGUUCCCAUCUUUGGAUGAAGUAAUUGUGAGAUGUUGUCCUGAGAUGAAGACUUUCAGUCACGGAGUCUUAAGUACACCAAAGCUGAAAGGAGUAUCUGAUGAUUACAGUUGGUUUUCGAAACGGAAUUUGUAUUGGGAGGAUGACCUGAAUACCACCACACGUUGUCUUUGGGAGGAGUCAAAUCAAUAUGAUACUCGAUUGUUAUUCAGAGAAAGGGUUGAGAAUUCUGAAGAAGAUGAAGAUCAUCCUUCAGAAGAUGAAGAUCAUUCUGAGACUACUGAAGAAUGGUGAUGUUUCUUUCUUUUGAUGAAGUUAGUGCGAGCAGAGGACCCUUCAUUCCCAUUAAUGUUUAAUUAUGGUUUGCUUGUUUUAUUAUGUCUUCUUUAUUUUUAAAUCUCUCUUAUAUGUAAGAGAGAAUGCCAAAUAAAAAAAGUUUGACAAUGUAUUGAUUUGAUAUAACUCCUCAUGAAGUACUGUAGUUAACAACUCCGAUGUUGCCAACAAAUAAACUUGAACUAUAAUCUUAAUUUGACCAUUUGAUCUC